This is a messenger RNA of Symsagittifera roscoffensis, 1720 nucleotides long. RefSeq lists its product as uncharacterized. Gene Ontology annotation, cellular component: cytoplasm; nuclear pore. The coding region runs from base 9 to 1232 and encodes 407 amino acids. Gene Ontology annotation, biological process: protein export from nucleus. Gene Ontology annotation, molecular function: GTPase activator activity. The record is from RefSeq and is a predicted model, not a curated record. The transcript has a single exon. NCBI's taxonomy places the organism in Eukaryota, Metazoa, Xenacoelomorpha, Acoela, Convolutidae.
AAUUUUUUAUGGAUUCGAAUAAAAAGAAAGAAGGUACUGUGUUGAAGAGAAGCAACUUGGUCGUUGUAGAAUCAAGCGCGGGUAGAACCGGCUUCUCUGAUCGGCGAGAUGAUUUAGAUAGCCCCAUAUCACAACCUGAUGCCAAAAAAAGCAAAACCACAAACCGAUUCGAUACGCUUUUCGGAAGAGUGGAUGAAGAAACAGAAAAUUCUAAAAAACCAAAAAACAAGUCUUUGAAUUUUCUGAAGCCAUCCAAAUUAGAAUCAAAUGCGUCAAGUUUGUUUCUCUCAGUCCAGCAAAAUAAUAAUGAUGUGACCACAGUCGACCAGAAUUCUACAAACCCGUCCGAGAAGUUCCUUUCUCUAACAAGGUUAUCUACUGUUAGUAUAUCCAAAGCUUCUACAGUUGAUUCAGAAUCAGCUAAAAACGAAGAGAACGGAGAUGAGCUCUCAACCCUAUCAGGUAGCACUAGCGAAACAAAAGUGAAUGUAGGUGAAUCAACGACCAUAGGUAGUACAGAUAUCACGCUGAAGGAGAUCGACGCCUCAAAGUCUGGAAAACUGGGAACUACUGGUCAUGUUUUCGGAGGAUUCUCCACUACUUCAACGUUCACUUUUGGCCAAAAUCUUGAUAGCAGGGCCACAACAUUAUCCACAGAAAAUGAUUUGUCACAGAACAAGAAAGAUGAAGCUGAUAUUACUAGUAAAGCAUUUGGUGACUGUGUAAAGCCUCCGCCAAUGCUGUUUGGAGAAAAAAAUGGACACGUUGACUCUGAAAUCAGCUCGAAAAUCAUACCUCAAAGUCAUUGCAAAACCGGCGAAGAAAAUGAGCUUACCGUAUUUCAAAUGAGCGCUAAAUUGUUUCAAUAUGACUCAGAGGUGAAAAAUUGGAAGGAAAGAGGUCAAGGUAUCUUGAAAGUGAACGAGGAAUCGAAGGACAAAGAUAGCAAUGUACCGGCUUCUGUCAGAGUCGUGAUGCGUACUAAUGCUACAUUUCAACUGAUCUUAAACUGCAAAUUGUUUGCCGGUCAAAUAAUUGAAAAAGCAUCUGAGAAGGCUAUCAAGCUGAGCUCGCUGACCGAAAAUCAGAGUGGGAUGACUCUUUAUACAAUCAAAGGCAAUCCUCAGAGUAUCGACAGCUUAUAUAGUCUAUUGCAUAUGCGAGCUGCUCUACAAAAAGACAAAGGUUGUUCACAAAACGAUAACGGAGAUUUCAAGAACGAAAUUAAAUAAUUUAUAAUUCACCCUUUGCUUCAGUCUGAAAACAGAGUUGUAUCUGUAUUUAAGUUUUCAGGUUGGCUACAUCUGUAAUAGAUUGUUACCAAGUUAGCGUAAUUUAAAUGACUUCUGUGGUCGUUUUUCUGCCGUUGAAAUUUUUUAAAACAAGUUUUCUCGAAACACGCUUUUUUUGUAAACUUGAUUAUGCCAUUAUGCCUGCGAUUAGCAAGUGUCAUCAAACCGGAACAUGUACUCUUAUAUUUAGAGCAACAGAAUCAGUUGUUUACUUUAUUUAUAAUUAAAUUUCAAUUAUUAAAUUACAGAAGGGACCCUUCCGUUUAGUUUAGGUCAAUGCACAAGCUGGAUAGGGCCAUACCAGCGUUAUACAAAUGCAAAUAUUUAUAUAUCAGCAAACUGUAUCAUUUUAUCAUUGAAGCCAUAUAUCACCAUUAAAUGCAUUGUCGUAAUAUUAAUUUAUCUCAGCCGUCCUCCCUCUACAAUAG